AUGGCUAAUGUUGGGGGCGGCACUAGGGCAGUCGAAAAGGCCAUUGCCAAUGCAUUUCCAGACUUGGAGUGCACUGUGUUUGAUCUUCCACAUGUUGUUGCCGGCUUGGAAGGGAAUAAGAACUUGAGCUAUGCUGUGGGAGAUACGUUUGAGGCUAUUCCUACUACGGAUGCUGUUUUACUCAAGGUAGGUAGUGAAUUCCUUUUCAUUUGUAUUGGGUUAGUUGAACUUUUCCCCCAUGGAGUUUAA
Messenger RNA from Ilex paraguariensis (yerba mate), 249 nucleotides. The record is from the annotation of a GenBank genome assembly. Lineage: Eukaryota; Viridiplantae; Streptophyta; Magnoliopsida; Aquifoliales; Aquifoliaceae.